Mollisia scopiformis is the source of this 390-nucleotide messenger RNA. RefSeq lists its product as uncharacterized. The record is from RefSeq and is a predicted model, not a curated record. The coding region runs from base 1 to 390 and encodes 129 amino acids. NCBI's taxonomy places the organism in Eukaryota, Fungi, Ascomycota, Leotiomycetes, Helotiales, Mollisiaceae. The transcript has a single exon.
AUGAAGCCUUCAGUCCACCACGUCCUCGUGAUUGGACUGCCAGUCAUCGUCUGCGUCACAGUAUUCGUCGUCGCUACAACAAUCACUCUCAUCUUGCGACCUCGCCGUGCUUCCACAACAACUAAGGAAGCAGACAUCGAGCUUGCCAUGCCCCUACCUAUGCACCGAUGGAGUGAUGCAAGCAUCAAGCAGUGGAGGCAAGCUCAUCGUGGGAAUUCGCGAUGGAUGGCAAAGAUGCAGAAAUACCAGGGACAAGGUGUGAAGGCAAAGAUCAAGUUCAAGAAAGUUGAUUGGAACAAGGGUGCAGCCAGUCAAGGCGAUGAGCAGAGUUCCGGAGGUAAAAAUCAAAGUAAGGUGGCGGAUGAAGAAGAUGUUGGCCCCACUGAGUGA